Diachasma alloeum is the source of this 1450-nucleotide messenger RNA. Its product is annotated as upstream stimulatory factor 2. Gene Ontology annotation, molecular function: DNA-binding transcription factor activity, RNA polymerase II-specific; RNA polymerase II cis-regulatory region sequence-specific DNA binding; protein dimerization activity. The transcript is spliced from 5 exons. The coding region runs from base 87 to 923 and encodes 278 amino acids. Gene Ontology annotation, biological process: regulation of transcription by RNA polymerase II. The record is from RefSeq and is a predicted model, not a curated record. Lineage: Eukaryota; Metazoa; Arthropoda; Insecta; Hymenoptera; Braconidae.
CUUGUGCACCACAUGACCUCGUUGCCGUGUCCCGUGACCAGCUCACGUGAAUUUUGACAAAUUCAAACGUUUUUUGAUAUUAAAAAAUGGAUAUUUUGGAGCAACACCUUGACCAGCAGGAUGUCAGUGGUGGAGUAGUAACAAAGGCUGAAGAUAGCACGGGUAUAGUCAUCGAGGAAGCUGAAAUCGUUGAUUGCGAUGGAGGUAAAAAAAAGAUACAUAAUGUCAGUGACAUAUGUUUCAUCGCUGAUGAAGCAUUGGAUCCCCUUGCAGGUGACACUGUAGACGCGGAAGACGGAAUGCGUUAUCAGGAGACACUGGCUUACAGAGUUGUGCAGGUCAAUGGUAAUGCUGUUGCCAAUGAAAUUGAGUUGCCAGUUGCCCAGCAGGGGAAUGGAGCUGUACAAGUCUUGACAUCGCCGAUUAAUGGACAAUUCUACGUUAUUGGGAAUGCCAAUGAUGUUUUUUCUACGGCUCAAGGUACGAGAUCACUUACACCGAGGACUAUGCAGAUUGACGCCCCGAGAAAUGCUACACCAGGGUUGAAGAAGAGAGAUGAUCGAAGAAGAGCAACUCACAACGAGGUUGAACGUCGUCGUCGAGAUAAAAUCAAUAAUUGGAUAGCUAAAUUGGGGAAAAUAAUACCAGAGUGUAAUACGAAUAUCAAUGGAAAUGGUAAUGGAAAUAGUAGCGGAGAGGGAAAGGUGAAUUAUGAGACCCAGAGUAAAGGAGGAAUCCUAGCGAAGGCCUGUGAGUACAUAACCGAACUGCGGAGCGCCAACCAAGGACUCUCCCAAUGUCUAAAAGAGAACGAGAAACUUCGUCAGGAAGUGACCACCCUGAAGCAAAUGUUGACCCAACUCAAACGUGAAAAUGCACAAUUGAGAUCUGGCGGUAUGACAAAUACUCAAUUGGACCCUUAAUCCACCUCUCAACACUCUCAAGCAACUGUAAAUACCGUCACCCAUUUGGAGACUAUCUUUAUUAGGAGAAGAAAAGAAAAGAGGAGAACGAAAGAAAAAAAAUGAGAAAAACCCUCUUUUUCGAUACCGAAUUCUGUUGAUUGAAUCGAUAGGUCGCUGUACACGAAUAAGGCAUCACGUCCCUUUGAACAGACACUGGGAUACAUCGGUUGAGGCAAAAGGCUGUGAAUGACGAAUGCCAUUUCAUUGUAGAUCCCUCAAAGUGGACGGAUUUUUUUGCUUACUAAAUAAAUUAUUUUCGUUUUGCUUCAUCAUCUCGAAAAUCGCAGAAAAUAAUUUUGAAAAUUCAAAUCGGUCAAUUUAUAUUUCUAUUCGAAUGAUUUGUGUUCUGGUUGCGUGUACAAGUCGGUAGAUUGAAGUAAAAAAAACAAUUCAUUGAUUAAUUAUGGAUGAACAUUGUAAUAUAUCGUUGAUGUAUAUACCGGGGUUAUUGUUAUAUUAUUAUUAAAACAAAAUUUAAAAAGUAA